Messenger RNA from Balearica regulorum gibbericeps (East African grey crowned-crane), 2708 nucleotides. The record is from RefSeq and is a predicted model, not a curated record. NCBI's taxonomy places the organism in Eukaryota, Metazoa, Chordata, Aves, Gruiformes, Gruidae.
AUAAACAUUUGAAGAUGACGACCUCAUGGAGCGACCGACUCCAGAAUGCAGCAGACCUCCCUGCAAACAUGGAUGGGCACGCUCUGAAGAAGUACCGCCGGGAAGCCUAUCACCGGGUCUUUGUAAACAGAAGUUUAGCCAUGGAAAAGAUAAAGUGCUUCGGUUUUGAUAUGGAUUAUACUCUUGCUGUGUAUAAAUCCCCUGAAUACGAAUCUCUUGGAUUUGACCUGACCGUAGAAAGAUUAGUUUCCAUUGGAUACCCUCAUGAGCUGCUCAAUUUUGUGUAUGAUCCUGCAUUCCCUACCAGAGGCCUGGUGUUUGAUACCCACUAUGGAAACCUGUUGAAAGUUGACGCCUAUGGAAACCUCCUAGUGUGUGCACAUGGCUUUAAUUUCCUCAGAGGGCCUGAAACACGGGAGCAAUAUCCAAAUAAAUUUAUCCAGAGGGAUGACACAGAUAGGUUUUACAUUCUGAACACGUUAUUCAAUCUACCAGAGACCUACCUAUUGGCUUGCCUAGUGGAUUUCUUUACUAACUGUGACCGGUACACUAGCUGUGAAACAGGUUUUAAAGAUGGAGACCUCUUCAUGUCCUUCAGGAGUAUGUUCCAGGAUGUCAGAGAUGCUGUUGACUGGGUUCAUUACAAGGGAUCGCUCAAGGAAAAGACCCUUGAGAAUCUGGAAAAGUAUGUGGUGAAAGAUGGGAAGCUGCCACUGCUGCUCAGCCGCAUGAAUGAAGUUGGGAAGGUGUUUCUUGUCACAAACAGCGACUAUAAAUACACAGAUAAAAUUAUGACUUACUUGUUUGACUUUCCACAUGGACCAAAGCCUGGGAGCGCCCAUCGGCCGUGGCAGUCCUACUUUGACCUGAUCCUGGUGGAUGCGCGAAAACCCCUCUUCUUUGGGGAAGGCACCGUGCUGCGGCAGGUGGACACGGUGACCGGGAAGCUGAAGAUUGGUACCUACACUGGCCCACUGCAGCACGGCAUCGUGUACUCAGGAGGCUCUUCGGACACAGUCUGUGACCUGCUGGGGGCCAAAGGGAAGGAUAUCUUGUACAUCGGAGACCAUAUCUUUGGAGACAUCCUCAAGUCCAAGAAGCGCCAGGGCUGGAGGACCUUCCUGGUGAUCCCCGAGCUGGCGCAGGAGCUGCACGUCUGGACAGACAAAAGCGCCCUUUUUGAAGAGCUGCAGAGUCUGGACAUUUUCUUGGCCGAGCUAUACAAGCAUCUGGACAGUAGCAGCAAUGAACGCCCUGACAUCAGCUCCAUCCAGAGACGUAUUAAGAAAGUGACCCAUGACAUGGACAUGUGCUACGGGAUGAUGGGGAGCCUCUUCCGCAGUGGCUCUCGGCAGACCCUGUUUGCCAGCCAGGUGAUGCGCUACGCUGAUCUCUAUGCAGCCUCCUUCAUCAACCUCCUCUACUACCCCUUCAGCUACCUCUUCAGAGCUGCCCACGUCCUGAUGCCACACGAGUCCACAGUGGAGCACACGCACGUCGACAUCAAUGAGAAGGAGUCACCGAUGGCCACGCGCAAUCGCACCUCAGUGGAUUUUAAAGAUUCUGACUACAAGCGGCAUCAACUGACCCGUUCCAUCAGUGAGAUCAAACCGCCCAACCUCUUCCCCCAGGCACCACAGGAAAUCACACAUUGCCAUGAUGAAGAUGAUGAUGAGGAAGAGGAAGAGGAGGAAGAAGAGGAGGAAGAGGAAUAAGAAGGAAAAAGCAAAGCUUCUCUGAAGAUGAACCGUGACUCUAGCAGUGAUCAGGAGCAGAUUCCUUUGUUGGGGCCCUUGGGGUGAUGGGUUGGGGGGAGGGGGUGUGAUUCUUGCAAAGGCACAUUUUGAAAGUGUCCAGAAACUUUUAACCAAUUAACACUAAUUAGGAGGCGACCCUUGUUUUCAGUUUUGCAGACGGUUCAAAAAAAGCUGAUGGAGUCUGUCUGGGUGGUGCAUUCAGAUUGGACUGCCCGCCUGUGCUGUCAUGCUGCUCCCAUUUCAUUUAAGGAGGCUGCAUGUUUCUCCCUUUCCCAUGGUGGUUUCAUUUGAACAGUGUCCUGUGAACGGUUUUUGCCAUUUGUUACAUUCGCUGUGGAGAAGGAAGGGAUGUGCUGGGGCCUGCAGGAGACAAAAUGAUCCAAAUCCUCCUGCCCGUCAGGUUGCUGCCCUUAGCCCUCUGCUUCUGGGUUACAACCUGCCCCCUCCCCAUGUUAGCCAGGGUGUUGCUGCGGCUUCCAGCACUCAGUUUACCCUCUGCUUGGCGUGCGUUUCUCUAAGUGGUUCGAUUCCUCCAGCCAUCAUGGAUGGCGGUGGAAUUCCAGCUCUUGCAUAGCUGCAGCUGUACACAUUUCGGCUUGUAGACGCUUGUUGUCCUCUCCCAGUGUUUCAAAGCUCUCUUUCAUCAUCGGCAUGUGAUGCAUGAUAUCCGACGCAUUUCUCAAACAGCUGAGCCGCACACUGUGUUCUCAACUCCUGUAGUUUCAGCAGUAAAUAUUAACCCAGAAGCUCGAAGCUACUGCUUUAGCAUUACAUUAGUCGGUUUGUUUUCCUACUGCCUACUACUGGCCUUUCUGUCUGCUCAGCUUUAAGAAAGUGAAGCGUCCCAAAGACAAAUGCAGCCGCCAUCUGGAGUGAGAGGGCCUGUUAUUCCAGGGUGCUGUGGGCCACGAGUGUCUGCCCUAAGCUCGGAAACAGCACGUGCCACAGGGC